This is a messenger RNA of Mirounga angustirostris (Northern elephant seal), 5058 nucleotides long. RefSeq names its product prospero homeobox 2 (gene PROX2). Gene Ontology annotation, molecular function: RNA polymerase II cis-regulatory region sequence-specific DNA binding; DNA-binding transcription factor activity, RNA polymerase II-specific. The transcript has 4 exons. Gene Ontology annotation, biological process: regulation of transcription by RNA polymerase II. The record is from RefSeq and is a predicted model, not a curated record. Bases 2913 to 4727 code for a protein of 604 amino acids. Gene Ontology annotation, cellular component: nucleus. NCBI's taxonomy places the organism in Eukaryota, Metazoa, Chordata, Mammalia, Carnivora, Phocidae.
AGCUUAAACAAGAUCAGUAGUAUGCAAGGUGAGGCAGAGGGGCAACUAUAGAGUUUGGGCUUGAAAAUGUUGAAUUUAAGCAGGAGAUGUUCACUCAGCAGUUAGAAUAAUCAUAACCAAUCCCCUCUUCUUUUUGGAAGGUACUUACCUGAAAAUAUAUACAGUUUGUAUUACUGCGAGUCUCUCUUGGUUAAAAUAUCAAUUCUGCCAGUUCAGUGAUCAUUAUUAGUUAGAAAGCAGCCAAUGUGUGCUUAAUGAAUGACCCAGAGAUGCCUAGCAGAUGGUAAGAGCUGAUGUAAAAAUCACUUUUUCAUAUUAUACAAAUACUAUAUAUUCAUUGUCAAAUGAUUGCAGGAAGUUAAGAAACGUGUCUCUCUUCAUGAGGUGGUAAACCAUCCAGACUGUUGGAAUGAAUUUAGCGAUACAUUUUUAAAUGUACAUUAAUUCGGCAAAUCAUCUAUUUUAUCUUAGUAAUUUACAAAUGUCUUACUCAAAGCAAAAACCUUCUACGUCUUCUGACCCACGAGCCUCGCUUUCAGUGCCAGUUGCCUCGUGAUGGCUUGGCAGGACCACCUCCCACCCUCCGCCUUGGCAGUGGGAGCAGCAUUGCUCCCGGGGAGCUUGUCGGGUAUCUCUGCUGGUCGCCCGGCAGCUCCAGGUGGAGGUGUGGCCACGUCCACACAAGAACCCAGAGGCUCCUGAAAAGCCAAGGUUUGCCCGAGGUAGAGAACUCCAAGUAAACUUUAGAUCGAGAGUAGGAAGAAAACAAGCAGACUCUGUCCUGCCAGCAUUUGUGCAAGCAAAGCAAAGGAGAGUGGAAAUUUCUGGAGGAAAGAAAUUCAUUUAUCUCUUGUAGGAAAGGAGGCAUCCACUUGACAGAGAAGUCAGUCUCUUUUUCUUUUUUUAAAGAUUUAUUGAUUGAUUUGAGAGCGAGAACAGAGGGGAGGGGCAGAGGGAGAAGGAGAGAAAGCCUUAAGCAGACUCCGCACUGAGUGUAGAGCCCAAUGCAGGGCUCAAUCUCAUGAGAUCAGGACUUGAGCCAAAACCAAGAGUCAGACAAUUAAACGACUGCUCCACCAGGGUGCCCUGAAGUCAGUCUCUUGUACAGGUCUUUCCAUCUCCAGGGUGGCCGCUAAAGUGUGAUUGUGUCAAAGGAUUUGAGAUCUUUUUUUUUAAUUUUUUUUUUUUUUUUUUUAGAUUUUAUUUAUUUAUUUGACAGAGAGGGACACAGCGGAGAGGGAACACCAGGAGGGGGAGUGGGAGAGGGAGAAGCAGGCUUCCCGCGGAGCAGGGAGCCCGACACGGGGCUCGAUCCCAGGACCCUGGGAUCAUGACCUGAGCCGAAGGCAGAUGCUUAACGACUGAGCCACCCAGGCGCCCCAGGAUUUGAGAUCUUAGUAACUGAGAGCCACUCUCAGCCUCACUGAGCCUCGGUGUCCUCCCCUGUAAAAUGGGAGAAUUACACUGAUUCUCAAGUUUGGCGCCAGGUGCAAUGAGGUGGCAUGUACAAAUGUUUUGUAAACUCCAAGUGCCUUAAACUUGCUAUCUGAAGCCUCCUGGUUAAAGUACAGUGUAUUUUGAUACUUUGUGGGGGGAAAGAAAUAGCUUUAGGCAGGCUUUCCCAAAAUAGCUCCCUGCUUCUUCCCACACCCUCAUCCCAACUUCCAACCCCUUAUCGCACUUCUCCUUCAUAACAGGUAUCACGACCUGAAAAUAGACGUGUUCAUUCCCUCUUCCCCUGGGAGGCAGCCAGCUCCAUGAGAGCAGGAUUCUGCUGCUCUGAUUCACCACUGUCUCUCCAAGUGCUCAAAGGCCCGAUGCAUAGGGGGUGCUUAAUAAAUAGUUGUUGAACGUGAAAAUGAAUGCAUAAUCCGAUUCUUCCAGGAGCAGGACAGCUGGUUCUCAAGCUCUGGUUUGCUGGUUUCAAGUGCAGGUUCCCUGUCCCAGUAUGGAGGGAUUCUGAUUGUGCGGGACUGGUGGGGGUUCCUGAAUUUGCUAUUUUUAACAAGUUCCUGGGGGUGGGGGUUGUGGCGUAGACACUAAGAAAGUCACUCUGAAUCAGAUAAACCUUGUUUGGACUCCAGCCUGUCACUUACUAGUUGUAUGAACUUGGGGAGGUUACCUAACUUCUCUGAGCCUGUUUUCUUAUCUCUUAGAUGAGAAUGACAACAUUCUCAGGGAGAUGUUAUGAGAAUUAAAUUAGGCACGGAUGUGAAGUUCUUGGCCCAAUGGCAGUUGUGCAGUUACUGCUGCUAUUACAUUUAUUUUUAUUAUUCUAUGGUUAUGCCCUAGUAAAACUGCCCUUUGCAGUUUCUCCCUGAAGGAUCACUCUUAGGAAUGUUCCUUUUUUUUUUUUUUUAAGAUUUAUUUAUUUAUUUAUUUGACAGAGAGAGAGCACAAGCGAGGGAGCGGCAGACAGAGGGAGAGGGAGAAGCAGGCUUCCCGCGGAGCAGGGAGCCCGAUGCGGGGCUCGAUCCCAGGGCCCUGGGACCAUGACCUGAGCCGAAGGCAGAUGCUCAACUGACUGAGCCACCCAGGUGCCUCAGGAAUGUUCUUAUAGUAGGAUCCCAACCAGCAGCACAGCAUCACCGGGGAGCUGGUUAGAGAUACAGAAUCUGCCCUACCCCAGACCUGCCGAAUCUGAUCUGCAUUGUAAUAAGAUCUCUAGGUGAUUUGUUUGCACAUUCAGGUUUGAAAAGCACUGUUCAAAAUCACGUAUGCUAUCGUUUUCUUCCGGUCUCUAAUUCCAGAGUCUGCUCAGGUUUGUAAGCUCUGGCAUCACGGAGUCUGAAUCCUUGACAGCUGCUUCUGAUCCUUCUGAGUGCAGAGGAGGAACCCUCAGCUCGCUCUGGGUACCCCUCCAGCUGAGGACGUUCGGAGAAGAGAUUCCCUCAGGGAGCCACAACUCUGAGAUGGAUCCAAACCCUGGCUUGCUUCCUCCUCUGUCCCGGGCUUGCUCCCACCUGGCAGAACCCUGUAUGGAAGGUGAGAGAAGCCCAGCCCCUCGAGAGAAGGGCAGAGACUCCCCCUUUGCCUGGAGCCUGGGCCCCAGCUCCAGCUUUGCCGACCCUGACUGGUUUUGGGAUGAGAACAUCCAAGCAAAGAGGGCCAGGGUGGAGACCAUCGUCCAAGGCAUGUGCCUCUCUCCUCACGCUCUGGCUCUGGUCCCGGGCAAUGCCCGAGCCAGGGAUGGUGCCUGUUGCCCAGAGAAGGCCCGGGAGCGGAAGAGGAAGCAGAGCCUUCCCAUGCAGCAAGGCCCCCUGAAGCCAGGCCCUGCCGGAGACCAUGGCAGCAGGAAAGGGGGCCCUCGGGUAAGGGAACAGCUCCAUCAGCUGAAGCAACAGCUAAGACAUUUACAAAAGCACAUCCUGCAGGCUGCUGAGCCCAGGGACACAGCCCAGGACCCAGGAGGCUCCGAGACGGACAAGGGCCCUCUGAGCGUAAAGCAGAGGAAGGGCUAUGGAUCUAGGCCCUGGGCUAUGGACAGUGACCAUUUCCAGGGUUCCCGUGGGGACCUCUCCGGGGAGGAAAAACACAGAGCGUCUGAGGCGGGCUACCAGUCUGAGGAGCCCAGGUUCCUUCCUUGUGGAGCGCGGGCUUUGCUGGAGAUUCUGAGGAAAGAAUUGACCGGGGCAGUGUCCCAAGCUGUGGACUCAGUAUUACAAAAGGUACUAUUGGAUCCAUCAGGCCACCUGACUCAGCUGGGCAGAAGCUUCCAGGGGCUUGUGCCAGAGGGGAGAAGUGAGCCCUCACCUCCUGAGAGAGGUGCCUGUAAAGAUCGAUUUCCUUUGGCCACCUUGCCCAGGAGGGCCCAGCCACAGACUGCGGUCCCCUUGCGAACCCUAUCACUGGCCAAGUCUCUGGAUCCUCCUAGGUACCCUGCCUCUCUGAGGAUGAUCCCCAGAUCCUAUCAGGGUCCCCCAGCAAACUGUCCUUUGACUGCGCCUUCCCACAUCCAGGAAAAUCAGAUUCUUAGCCAGCUACUGGGCCACGGACCCAGUGGUCACUGGAGCAUCACCCUUCCCCACGACUCCUCUUCCCAAAGUCACCCCUCCUCAGAGUCCGCUCUGCGACCAUGGGGAGCCGUCAAACUGCGACCAUCAGUCCUGAGCCAGCAGCAGCAUGCCUUGCCCUUCCCUCCCCGCCCUUUGGAAAGACUGCCCCUUCUCCCCUCAGUGAAGAUGGAACAGGGCGGUCUGCAGGCCGCCCCCGAUGUGCGACCUUUUCCUUCAGUCCACAUCCAGGAGGGCCUAAAUCCUGGUCACUUGAAGAAGGCCAAACUGAUGUUUUUCUUCACACGCUACCCCAGCUCCAACCUCCUGAAGGCUUACUUCCCCGAUGUCCAGUUCAACCGCUGCAUAACCUCCCAGAUGAUCAAGUGGUUCAGCAACUUUCGUGAAUUUUAUUACAUCCAAAUGGAGAAAUUUGCCCGGCAAGCGAUUUCAGAUGGUGUCACGAAUCCCAAGAUGCUGAUGGUACUCCGCGACUCAGAACUUUUCCGAGCUCUCAAUAUGCACUAUAACAAGGGAAAUGAUUUUGAGGUCCCUGACUGCUUCUUGGAAAUUGCCAGCUUGACGUUGCAGGAGUUCUUCAGGGCUGUCUCCGCGGGCAAAGACUCAGAUCCUUCCUGGAAGAAACCCAUUUAUAAAAUUAUUUCGAAACUGGACAGUGAUAUCCCAGAGAUAUUCAAAUCUUCCAGCUAUCCCCAGGAGCUGUUUCAGAAUUAAGAUCCCACAAAGUGAGGAGCAACUGGCCAGGGUUUCCUAGGUUUGUCUUAAAUGGCAGUCAGUACAGCUGUAGUCGUAGAAAAAGGGCAUAAGGAGAAACUAUCCCCCCUCCCCCACCACAUAGGGACUAUUACCCACUUCUGAUCAUUUAUUUCCUUUUUCAGAAUCCUCAGAGUCUUAAUCCUAACUAUAAAACAUAUCAACCAAACAUACUGGUGUGUUGGUAGCAUAUUAUAAAAGGGACACACAGUUUGGAAUCAGAACUUAAAUCUCCACUCCACUGUUUCCAUGUAUUGUGACCCUGGGAACUUGCCAGCAUCUCUGUAUCUGU